UGGGCGCAUCAUUUAUUUACUCGUUUUACCCUCCCUGCCCGGGCCCGGCAGGGCUGCACCGGGGGCUGGAGCGGAGCUUCGUGCGGGGACAGCGGCACCGGGGAGGCGGCGGAGGAGCGGGCGGUGCCCGGCGGUGUCCGGCUGUGUCCGGCGGUGUCCUGCAGUCCCGCAGUGUCCCGCCAGUGUCCGGCACCCCGGGCCGCGCCCAGCCCGGCCCCAUCCGCCCGUCCAGCUCCGCCUCCAGCCCGAUCCACCCCGUGUCCGUCCAGCUCCACCCGAUCCAUCCCUCUGUCCGUCCAGCUCAUCCUCCCUGCCCGAUCCAUCCCUCUGUCCAUCCAGCUCCUCCUCCGGCCCGAUCCCCCCGUGCCCAUCCAGCUCCUCCUCCGGCCCGAUCCCCCCCGUGCCCGUCCAGCUCCUCCUCCGGCCCGAUCCCCCCCGUGCCCGUCCAGCUCCUCCUCCGGCCCGACCCAUCCUCAGGCCCGUCCAGCUCCUCCUCCGGCCCGAUCCCCCCGUGCCCGUCCAGCUCCUCCUCCGGCCCGACCCAUCCUCAGGCCCGUCCAGCUCCUCCUCCGGCCCGAUCCAUCCCCGUGCCCGUCCAGCUCCUCCUCCGGCCCGAUCCCCCCGUGCCCGUCCAGCUCCUCCUCCGGCCCGAUCCAUCCCUCUGUCCAUCCAGCUCCUCCUCCGGCCCGCUCGCUCCCCGCCCAUGAGGCGCCGGGCCGCCUCCCCCAGAGCGGCAGAAGAUGGCGGCGGCCGCGGGCUGGGCGCUGCUGGCCCUGGCGCUGUGUGUGAGCGCGGCGGCCGCGACCGGCGGCUCCGAGGGGAAGCGGCGGGAGGGGCCGCCCAAGAAGAAGGACAUUCGGGACUACAACGACGCGGACAUGGCCCGGCUGCUGGAGCAGUGGGAGAAAGAUGAUGACAUUGAAGAGGGAGAUCUCCCUGAGCACAAGAGGCCUCCAGCACCAAUAGAUUUCUCAAAAAUAGAUCCAGGCAAGCCUGAAAGCAUCCUGAAGCUGACAAAGAAGGGGAAGACUUUGAUGAUGUUUGUCACAGUGUCAGGAAAUCCCACAGAAAAGGAGACAGAAGAAAUCACCAGCUUGUGGCAGGGCAGCCUCUUCAACGCAAACUACGACGUGCAAAGGUUUAUUGUUGGCUCCAAUCGGGCCAUCUUCAUGCUGCGGGAUGGUGGCUAUGCCUGGGAGAUCAAAGACUUCCUGGUAAAUCAGGAAAGGUGUGCAGAUGUUACCCUGGAAGGUCAGGUUUAUCCUGGCAAAGGAGGAGAUGGAAAUGAGAAAGUGAAAAACAAAACAAAACCUGAAAAAGCAAAGAAGAAAAAAGACACAGAGAAGAAAUCUAACGGUGUCAAAGAGGACAACCGAGCAACCAACCAGAGAGAGGAGCUAUGACAGCCACGGUACCAGACUGAGUCCUGCUCUGCUGCUCCCUGGAGGGAAUCUGCUGAGGAGUCCUGGGUUUUGGGGAGGAAGGAAGCAGAGACUACUGAAGCUUAAAUUUAUGUUGAAAUCACCAGUUUACUCAUUGCUAUUGGCCAUUUGUUUAGUUACAGGAAAGGUAACGCUUCAUGUCAGCAAUUGACUGCUUUGGUUUGUAAUUUUUUUAUGCUUUUGUUGUUGUUUAAAACUAGCAUUCAAAUCUGUGUGUCUAACAUCACAAAUUUAAUUUAAGUGGAAAAGAAGAAUUAUGGUUUCAGAAUACACUGAUGUUCAUCUGUAGUAGCUGUGUCCAUCUUGGGUGUGCAUAUCAUGGAUUCCCAGCUGCUGUCAGAGAGCCAGGUGCAGUGUGAAAAGAUUCUCUUGAAAGAUGGUUUGAUGGACACAGUUGGCACACAAAACUGCCCAAAGUUGCAAAGAGUAGUGGCCAAAGAUGCCUGAAAUUACGGGAUUUAGGACAUGUUUGGUUAGACUGCCUGUUUCUUUAAAAUUUUCUCAACCCAUUUUGUCCCAGGAAAUCUGUGGGUAGGAAGUCUGCUCAUGCACUCCAGAUCUGUUCAGGAGGGACACUGUGUGCCCUUCAGAAGGGAAUGGAACUGCAGCACCUGCACAGGAAGUGUCAGGGUGAAAGGUGGAGAUGAAUCCAGAGCAUUCAGGUUGCUCCUGCUGCUGAAGGACUGUGCCUGUGGAAGCAGCUGUUGUGUGUUCAAGAAAAAGCUUUAACUCUGAAAUUAAUUUGGUUUACUGAUUUAAUGGUUUGUUUAAAUAUUUGAAAAAGCACUAGUUACAGCACAGAGUUAAACUUGGAGUUAGACUUGUCACUUACUGAUGCUGAUCUGGUCAGAUUUUGGUGGGGUUUUUUUCUUGGUACAGAUUCCUGACUGAUGUGGUUGAUUGUAAAUGACCAUUUGAUUUGAGUACUAUGAAGCUGGACAUAUGGGAGCCAAUACUUUGUAUAAUUGGGGAGGUUUUGUUAUUAUUCAGAUUGUUUUCAAAUGCUUUGCUUAGAAUUGUUUCCCUUCUGCCUUACUACCAGUUAGGGACUAAAGGCACCAAGUAGUGUGGUCCACAUCAUUUUGCAGAGGAUGAGCACAGGAUCAACUGUGUUCAUUCAAUCCUGGGAUGGUGUUACUUUUUCUUUAAGGUGCUAAAAUCCAAGUCUUUUGGAUAAAAGGUCCUAAUUGAACCAUAAUGGUUGAUCUUGUGGAAUACUUCAGUAUCAAAAGUACAAAACUGUGACUGAGUCCUUGUCCUAAAAUAAAAUAUGUCACUAAACUUACUGUUUUGAAGAGUAGUAAAACCUUUUAAAUAGAUCUGCAUUUGGUUAUGUAUUCAAGAGGCAGACUAACUCGUCUUUGGUUUCUGUAUGUAAGGACUACAUGAUGUUGAUGAAGGUUCCAGUUGAUUAAUUUCAUUUAAUUUUAAUUAUAUUUGUAUAAAUUUAGAUUAAAGAAACCUUUGCAGCUACACUUCAUUAAACAGGCCUGUACCUGUUUGAGUGAAAAAUUAAAAUUUGUUUCAGGAUUAACUAUUACCUUUUAUAUUCUCCUACUAAUGCAGAUGUGCAGCAGAGUUGAGAAGAGUCUCAGUAGAUAUUUGGAUGGUUGAGAUGUGCAGUCCAAUUCUUGUGCAUAACUAAUUUAUCAUUUGGUCACAUAUUCUGGGUUAGCACCACCCUUUGUAAACAAUAUUGCUUCUCAUCUCAAGGGAAGAACAGGCCACAUGAAACUAUAAAAAUUAAAUAUAAAUGAGUUUUUUCAAAGUUAUGGUAUAGAGGUGAUAAUUCAGAUUUUGAUAAGAAAGACAUAGAAGGCAGUUUUGUAUUCCUCUUAAUGUUAUUUCCUUUUUGAUCAGAUUGGGUUUGAGACUGUUGGAUAAACAAUUGCUACACUAUAGCUAUGGCCCAGAUUUUGAGUAUAUUUACUUCAGUGUCAUAAAUCUACUUUUGCAGUAGAUUGGGUCUUUCCCCUUUGAAAUUAAAAGGAGCUUUGUUGAAACUGAACCAGCCAAUUGAUCUUCUUUUUUUGGUUGGCUGGUUGGUUGGUUCUGAGUCAGUUGCCCGUGCCAAAUGCAGGUAUCACUUGUUCCACAUAGCUUAAUUAAAUUUCAAAGUGUUUGGGGUUUUUUUUGGUUUGUUUAAUUUUUUGGGUUUUUUUUUUUUUUUUUUAAGAUUUUUAAUCUGUGUGAUAAGUUGGCAGUUACUUUUUGAUAUAAAACACAAAAUGCUGUCUUCACAAAAUAAGUUUCUUCUAAUCUUCCAUGUUUCUUUUCCCUUUUCCAUGCUUUACACUAAACAAAUACUGAAAUAUACCAGUAAGUGUAACAUGGCAGUCUGGCAGGAUCUGCUUUACCUCAGCCAGUCUUUCUCUGCUAUCAUAGUUCAUUAAUCAAGAAUAACUUGAAUUGCCUUUUAAAGCUGGUAAGGUCUUUGAGACAGUUGCACUUGUCCUGGCACAGUGUUACAUAACCAAAUGUUUGGUGAUGAUUUAAGAAUCCCAAACCCUAUUGAUAUAUAUAUAUAUCAAAUAUUCUCUAAAAGUUACAUAAGACCAGGAAUGUUCUAUGAGUACCUCAAAGGAUGAAGUCUCCCUUGGAGGCUUAUCAGGCUUUCAAUAACAGAUUUUUUGGUUCCACAUACAGGACAUUCAGAUACCUCCUUUAAAACUAAUUUCAACCAGUAGGGUGGUAAUUAAAGCUCUUACUGUUUCCUUUUUUUUUUUUUUUUUUUUCAAUUUUAUGCAGAGGUACAUGGAAAAUCAUCUGUUUUCAUGACAAUGAAACAUCUGCUGCCUUCCUCCUCCUAGCAUAGCGGUUUCUCUGUUCUAGUGCUAUAACUAACUUUUCUGAGCUACUGUUAAAUUUUUAACCCAGCUGUCCUACUCAGAAAAAAAGAGUUUGUCAGUGAUGCUACACAGGAUGUGGUUGCACUUCAUGAAAAAUUUCCAAUGGACAAUCAACUUUUUAUGUAAUAAAAUACUGGAAAAAAUA
Oenanthe melanoleuca is the source of this 4436-nucleotide messenger RNA. It is a transcript of the gene MESD, whose product is annotated as mesoderm development LRP chaperone. Gene Ontology annotation, molecular function: low-density lipoprotein particle receptor binding. The coding region runs from base 741 to 1403 and encodes 220 amino acids. The transcript has 3 exons. NCBI's taxonomy places the organism in Eukaryota, Metazoa, Chordata, Aves, Passeriformes, Muscicapidae. Gene Ontology annotation, biological process: protein folding. The record is from RefSeq and is a predicted model, not a curated record.